AUGGGACGUCAAUGCCAGUGUCACUGGCUUUUAUCUUUACAAAAUAUCAAAGAAGUAGCCAGUCAACUAGCCUGGGACCUCGUCAGCUUCUACACUGGCAACAACACCGGCGACGUCCCGGGUAACCUCCCUGCCCCCUACUACUGGUGGGAAGCCGGCGCUUUUUUCGGCACCCUUGUCAACUACUGGCGAUAUACCGGCGACGACACCUACAAUAACAUCACCAUGCAGGCUAUCUUGCACCAGGCCGGAACAGGUGACUUUAUGCCUUCCAACCAGACCCACACCGAGGGCAACGAUGACCAGGCCUUCUGGACCUUUACCGCACUCAUGGCGGCCGAACAUAAUUUCCCCAACCCACCCGAGGACUCGCCGUCGUGGCUGGCCAUGGCGCAAGCGGUCUUCAAUGAGCAGAUCGCGCGCUGGGACGAUCGGACCUGUGGAGGUGGACUGAAAUGGCAGAUCUUUCCCUUCAACAACGGCUACACGUAUCGCAACUCCAUCUCCAACGGAGGGCUCUUCGAUAUCGCUGCCCGGCUCGCACGGUAUACAGGGGAUGCCACGUAUGUCGACUGGGCGAACAAGGUCUGGGACUGGGUCACAGAGACUGGACUGAUCGGUCCGGAAUAUUACGUCCUCGAUGGGACGUACGAGAGCGACAAUUGCUCCGAGCUCAAUCGAGUCGAAUGGACGUAUAACAAUGGUGUCUUUCUGCAUGGAGCCGCCCAUAUGUGGAAUUAUACCAAAGGGGACUCCACAUGGAAAAGGCGCAUCGACGGUCUCCUCAACGCGCAGAGGACCUUCCUCUCGCCGAACAAGUCAUCCGAGAAUGUACUUUAUGAAUACGCCUGCGAGACGAUCAACACGUGUCGAACCGACCAGUUCUCCUUCAAAGCGUAUCUGGCGCGCUGGAUGGGAGAUGUUGCGCAGUUGGCUCCCUGGACCCGCGAUACGAUUGCGACUCGACUGCGGGCUUCGGCCACGGCAGCAGCAGCGCAAUGUGUCGGCGGCAAGACGGGGACGUAUUGUGGAAUGCGAUGGACGACGGGUGAGUACGACGGCACGACGGGGGUGGGACAACAGAUGUCGGCGUUGGAGGUGGUUCAGGCAAAUCUGUUCGAUACGGUCGCGGGGCCACUGACGAAUAGCAUCGGGGGAACGAGCAAGGGGAACAGUGCGGCGGGGAGGGGAUCCUCGGAAGGAACUGCGGUGCCCGGUGAUUCCAGUACGGUCACCAUGGCUGAUCGAGUAGUCGCGUGGGUCGCAACGGGGGGAUUGGGGGUGCUGCUGGGGGGAUAUCUUUAUCUUGUUGUGACAUGA
Molecule: messenger RNA, 1320 nt
Organism: Aspergillus fischeri NRRL 181
Lineage: Eukaryota; Fungi; Ascomycota; Eurotiomycetes; Eurotiales; Aspergillaceae
Product: glycoside hydrolase family 76 protein
Exons: 3
Coding region: 1-1320 (439 amino acids)
Biological process (GO): carbohydrate catabolic process; fungal-type cell wall biogenesis
Molecular function (GO): mannan endo-1,6-alpha-mannosidase activity
Source: RefSeq, a predicted model, not a curated record